GUUAUGAAUUGCUGUUUUAAAAAUGCCGAUUGUUUAAAUAUCACCACUUCCCGCUGCAGUUUGGAGUCAUGCUUCACACCCGUUUUUAAUGAACCAGAGCGUUGAAGUGUGUACAGUCAGAGAAUGUCUGGUACAGUGUAGCCUACAGUAGCUUAGUGUAGCUUUCUUUUCAGUGCCAAAACAAAAGGUGGCACGUUAUUUAAGUUGGAAAUUGAGCUAUAUUAUUUACAGAUCCGUAAUUAUCUGUAAUGGUAACGAUAAUAGAACAGAAGUGAGCUGUCAACGCAUGAUACCGGUUAGCAUUACAAGCUGCAGUCGUGGCAAAUCAUUGUACUUUGAACACUUCGAUGCAUGUUGUAUCUUCUUGAGAGAAGGGUACUCUGCAGAAAUGGCUUUAGAAGAAGCUGAGGCUCAGCUCGCUGAGCUUGAGCUCCUUUCAAGCAUGUUCCCAAGUGAAGAGGAGUUUGUCGUCACUGACCAGCUGGCUUUUGCUGAGUUGAGAGACUAUGUUGAGGGGGUCUCGAACACACUUCCACAUUCUAGACCUGACUUUUUGAUAAAACAUAAAAUGGACACUAUCAACUUCAAAGAGGUGGACAUCACAAUCUCCUGCGCAUAUGUGUCUGACUACCCACAAGUCCUACCAGAGAUUUCUGUCAGGUGUGCUCAACUCAGCAGAGCUCAGCAAGCCCAACUGCACAGCGACCUCAACUCGUACCUGCUGGAGAACUGCUCUGGGGAGGUUUGCUUGUUAUCAGCAUUCGAGUGGGUAAAAGAUAAUGCAGCUCAGUACAUUGACAAGAGUGUGUCAGCGGUUGUCCCGAAGAAAGAUACCUCGUCAGGUCCCACCCAGGAGGCUUUCACUCGGCUCUGGAUCUACAGCCAUCACAUCUACAAUAAGAGUAAAAGAAAGAACAUUCUGGAAUGGUCCAAGGAACUCAACCUCACUGGCUUCAGCAUGCCUGGCAAACCUGGGGUUGUUUGUGUGGAGGGGCUUAGGACCCCAUGUGAUGAGUUUUGGAGCAGAGUAAAGUGUCUGACAUGGAAGAGGAUCAUGAUUCGCCAUCGAGAGGAUAUUCCAUUGGACAGCGAGGAUGGCACCAUAGAUGAAAGAGUGGCCUCGCACCGCAAGUUCACUGGGUUCGACGAGGCUAUUUUUGAUCCCCAUGGAAACCGAGGAAAUCACAUGGACCUUGGGCAGCUGUACCAGUUCCUCAGUGAGAAGGGUUGUGGGGAGAUUUUCCAGUUGUACUUUGGGAUUGAGGGGAAAUAGCAGUGGUCCCACAGAGAAGAUAAGAGACUCUAUAAUCCUCUGUGCCUUCAGAAUGCAGCACUCUGCUGAUGGAUAUGGUGCCCCGCAAAGGCAGACAUGAAAUAAAACACAUUACACCCCA
Alosa alosa (allis shad) is the source of this 1394-nucleotide messenger RNA. RefSeq names its product RWD domain containing 2B (gene rwdd2b). Gene Ontology annotation, molecular function: protein binding. The record is from RefSeq and is a predicted model, not a curated record. Bases 287 to 1273 code for a protein of 328 amino acids. Lineage: Eukaryota; Metazoa; Chordata; Actinopteri; Clupeiformes; Clupeidae. The transcript is spliced from 4 exons.